This is a messenger RNA of Tarenaya hassleriana, 903 nucleotides long. Its product is annotated as protein E6-like. The record is from RefSeq and is a predicted model, not a curated record. Lineage: Eukaryota; Viridiplantae; Streptophyta; Magnoliopsida; Brassicales; Cleomaceae. The transcript has a single exon. Bases 52 to 765 code for a protein of 237 amino acids.
CAACACAAUAUUCGAUUGUUCACCUUUUAUCACAAAGACCCAUAUACAUCAAUGGCUUCCUUCACUCGAAGCUUCUUCUUCUUCUUCAUCACAAUCUCAACACUUCUUCUCUCCACGCAAAUCCAUGCAAGAGAGAGCUAUUUCUUUCACAAGUUCCAAAGAGACAAUGCCCACGACAAAAACCCUAGCUUUGUCCCUCUCGAGGCGAAUCAGAAGACUACAUCAGUGGACGUACUUCCCGAGAAAGAGGAAGAACAACAAGGGUACGGUUUGUACGGCCACCAGACAACAUACGACAACAAUGAAGAGAAUCCCAACUACGAGCCUUACAACGCUCAAGGCCUUAGCCAAAACGAGGAAUAUUCCUACUCGAAAGACAAGGAGAAUUACAACAACAACAAUGGCAAGAACUAUAACAGCUACAACUCAAAUGGGUACGGAGGAGAAAGAUCAUCAGAGUACAACAGUUACAACAACAACAACGCGGAGAGACAAGGGAUGAGUGAUACGAGGUUCAUGGAGAACGGUAAGUACUAUUACGACGUUAACGACGAGAACAAUCACGGUGACUUGUACAAAAAGCAUUACAGUCGAAACCCGAGUUACGCAGUGAGUAAUUACGACCGGUUUGGACAAAACAACGGUGAACGGAACAGCUUCCAGGAUCCGUACAACUCCAAGUGGGAGAAGAACAUGAUGAUGAAUGAACAAGGGCAAGAGGAAGAAUUCGGAGAAGAGCAACAAGACGAUCAGUUUGUACCAUGAAGACAUUAAUAUUAAUGGCCAUGCAUUGUUCAGUCCAUUAUUAAUUAAGACAUAUAUAUGAAACAGUUAGUAUCAUUUUCAGUUAUGGUGGGUGAUUUAUAUAUCUAUAUAUCAAUCUACAUUUAUAAUUUUUCAUUA